This is a messenger RNA of Morus notabilis, 11532 nucleotides long. RefSeq names its product E3 ubiquitin-protein ligase UPL2. Gene Ontology annotation, molecular function: ubiquitin-protein transferase activity; protein binding. The record is from RefSeq and is a predicted model, not a curated record. NCBI's taxonomy places the organism in Eukaryota, Viridiplantae, Streptophyta, Magnoliopsida, Rosales, Moraceae. The transcript is spliced from 17 exons. Gene Ontology annotation, biological process: proteasome-mediated ubiquitin-dependent protein catabolic process; positive regulation of protein catabolic process; protein polyubiquitination. The coding region runs from base 285 to 11315 and encodes 3676 amino acids.
CAGCAAUAAUAUUUUUUUGCUACGAACAGAAAUAAAUAUUUAUAUUGUGUUGUACUCGCAACACAACACAGCACCAGCGACCUUCACAAGCCCCACAACACCCCCUUUUUCUCUUCGCUUUGGGGUUUCGCUUCUCUCCUCUUUCUCUCUCUCUCUCUAAAAUCCCCUUCAUACUUCUCUCUCCUCCGAGCCCUCCCUCCAAACUUCGGAUGUGUAUGCGUCCACCCACUCUCUCUCAUUCCUCUCUCAGUAGUCAAUAGUAGAGAAGCUGGGGUUGAGAAUUCAUGGCAGCCCCAAGAUCGAGCUUGCCCUCGAGGCUUCGCCAACUCCUCUCCGGCGAUGGCGGUUUCGGUCCAUCUCUCAAAAUAGACUCGGACCCACCUCCUAAAGUCAAAGCCUUUAUUGACAAAGUUAUACAGUGUCCAUUACAAGAUAUACAAAUACCUCUCUCUGGUUUCCGUUGGGAGUAUAGUAAGGGGAAUUUCCACCACUGGAGGCCGCUUUUUCUUCAUUUUGAUACGUAUUUCAAGACAUACUUGGCUUCUAGAAAUGACCUCCUUUUGUCAGAUAGAAUAUUGGAAGAUGACAGUCCUUUUCCAAAACAGGCAGUUCUUCAAAUUUUGCGAGUGAUGCAAGUAAUUUUAGAGAAUUGCCAUAACAAAAGUUCACUUGAUGGCUUGGAGCAUUUCAAGCUCCUACUUGCAUCAACCGAUCCUGAGGUUCUUAUAGCAACGCUGGAAACACUGUCUGCACUUGUAAAAAUUAAUCCUUCCAAACUGCAUGGAAGUGGAAAGUUGAUUGGUUGUGGUCCAGUGAACAGCUAUCUCAUCUCUCUAGCACAGGGAUGGGGAAGCAAGGAAGAGGGUCUGGGUUUAUAUUCAUGUGUUAUGGAAAACGAGACUAUCCAAGGUGAUGGGCUGCAUUUGUUCCCAUCAGAUGUAGAAGUUGAUAGUGACAAGUCCCAGUACCGGGUAGGAUCUACCCUUUAUUUUGAGGUACAUGGGCAUCCCCAAAGCACAGAAGGGAGCUGUAUUGAUGUAAAUUCUUCUAGUUUAAGAGUUAUACAGAUUCCUGAUGUGCAUUUGCACAAGGAAGAUGAUCUAACAAUAAUGAAACAGUGCAUUGAGGAGUUCAAGGUGCCUCCUGAUCUCCGGUUCUCAUUGUUGACUAGAAUCAGAUACGCCCGUGCCUUCCGUUCUCCCAGAAUAUGCAGGCUGUAUAGCAGGAUUUGCCUUCUUGCGUUUGUUGUUCUUGUUCAGUCUAGUGAUGCUCAUGAAGAACUUGUGUCCUUUUUUGCAAAUGAGCCAGAGUAUACAAAUGAACUGAUCAGGAUUGUACGCUCUGAAGAAACUGUUUCUGGGAACAUUAGAACACUUGCAAUGCUUGCUUUAGGAGCUCAGUUAGCCGCAUAUUCUGCAUCUCAUGAGCGAGCACGCAUUUUGAGCGGAUCUAGUAUCAGUUUUGCUGGGGGAAACCGUAUGAUACUCCUGAAUGUGCUUCAGAAGGCUGUUUUAUCGCUUAAGAACUCCAAUGAUCCUUCCUCACUUGCCUUUGUUGAAGCCCUUCUCCAAUUUUAUUUGCUCCAUGUGGUUUCAUCAUCAACUACAGGGAGUAAUAUAAGGGGCUCAGGCAUGGUUCCUACAUUUUUACCACUUUUGGAGGAUUCUGAUCCCAUGCAUUUGCAUCUAGUCUGUUUUGCUGUGAAAACUCUUCAGAAGCUCAUGGAUUACAGUAGUUCAGCUGUUUCUCUUUUUAAGGAGUUGGGUGGAGUUGAACUUCUUGCUCAGAGACUACAGAUAGAGGUGCGUAGAGUCAUUGGAUCUGAUGCAGUUGAUGAUAAUUCAAUGGUGAUUGGUGAAAGCUCAAGAUAUGGUGAUGACCAGUUGUAUUCUCAAAAGAGACUCAUUAAAGUUUCAUUGAAGGCACUUGGUUCUGCUACAUAUGCUCCUGGGAACUCUUCUAGAUCUCAACAUUCUCAUGACAAUUCUUUACCUGCAACUCUGUCUCUGAUAUUUGGAAACGUAGAGAAGUUUGGUGGUGACAUAUAUCACUCCGCUGUGACAGUUAUGAGUGAAAUAAUCCACAAAGACCCAACUUCUUUUUCUUCUUUGCAUGAAAUGGGUCUUCCAGAUGCAUUUUUAUCUUCAGUAGUAGCUGGAAUUCUGCCUUCUUCUAAAGCUCUUACCUGUGUACCUAAUGGUCUUGGUGCCAUUUGUCUGAAUGCCAAAGGCUUGGAGGCAGUGAAGGAAAGUUCCGCAUUACGUUUUCUUGUCGACAUUUUCACUAGCAAGAAGUAUAUUGUAGCAAUGAAUGAUGCUAUUGUUCCUUUGGCAAAUGCUGUGGAAGAGCUUUUACGCCAUGUUUCUUCACUAAGAAGCACUGGUGUCGAUAUAAUCGUUGAAAUUAUUGAAAAAGUUACUUCUUUUGCUGACAAUAAUGGUACAGGGACAUCUGGAAAAGUUAAUGGAAGUGCUGCAAUGGAAACGGAUUCUGAAGACAAAGAAAAUGAAGGCCAUUGCCGUCUGGUUAGUGCAGUAGAUUCAUCUGCAGAGGGAAUCAGUGAUGAGCAGUUUGUUCAGCUAUCAAUCUUCCAUCUGAUGGUACUGGUUCACAGAACAAUGGAGAAUUCUGAAACAUGUAGAUUAUUUGUUGAGAAGUCCGGAAUUGAAGCGUUAUUGAGGCUUCUAUUACGGCCUAGGAUUGUUCAAUCAUCUGAUGGAAUGUCUAUUGCUUUACACAGCACCAUGGUCUUCAAGGGUUUUACGCAACAUCACUCUGCUGCACUUGCCCGUGCAUUUUGCUCCUUUCUUAGGGAUCAUCUGAAGAAAGCUUUGACUGGAUUUGAAUUAGUUUCAGGGUCUUUAUUAGAUCCCAGGAUGACUGCAGAUGGUGCAAUAUUUUCGUCACUUUUCCUUGUUGAAUUUCUUUUGUUUAUUGCUGCCUCAAAAGACAACCGCUGGAUAACUGCCUUACUGACUGAAUUUGGAACUGGUAGCAAAGAUGUGCUUGAAGAUAUAGGGUGUGUCCAUCGUGAAGUUCUUUGGCAGAUUGCUCUUCUUGAAGAUGCCAAGCCUGGGACAGAGGAUGAGGGUGUUGAUUCUCCUGCUGAGUCACAACAGUCAGAAAUGCCUACAUAUGAGAGUGAAGAGCAAAGAUUUAACUCUUUUAGGCAGUUCCUUGAUCCAUUAUUGAGAAGGAGGACAUCGGGUUGGAGUAUUGAAUCUCAGUUUUUUGACCUUAUAAGCCUGUAUCAUGACCUUGGCCGUGCCACUAGUUCUCAACAAAGGACAAGUACUGAUGGUUCGUCAAAUCUGCGGUUCGGAGCUGGUAAUCAGUUAAAUCAAUCCGGAUCUUCAGAUUCUGGUGUUGGUCUUAGUGGAAAGGAGCAAAGAUCCUAUUAUACUUCAUGCUGUGAUAUGGUGAGAUCACUUUCUUUUCACAUUACCCAUCUGUUUCAAGAGUUGGGAAGGGUAAUGUUGCUUCCUUCUCGCCGACGGGAUGAUAUUGUGAAUGUUUCCCCUUCCUCAAAAUCAGUGGCUUCCUCCUUUGCUGCCAUUACAUUGGAUCACAUGAAUUUUGGGGGGCAUGUAAAUGCUUCUGCGUCUGAGGUGUCUGUGUCAACAAAGUGUCGUUACUUUGGUAAGGUGAUUGACUUCAUUGAUGGCAGUCUAUUGGAGAGACCGGAUUCUUGUAAUCCUGUUCUACUAAAUUGCCUGUAUGGGCAUGGAGUAUUGCAAUCACUUUUGACCACGUUUGAAGCUACCAGUCAACUGUUGUUCACAGUAAAUAGGGCGCCUGCAUCUCCUAUGGAAACUGAUGAUGUGGUUCUAAAGCAGGAUGAAAAGGAAGACACUGAUCACUCAUGGAUUUAUGGUCCUUUAGCUAGCUAUGGUAAACUGAUGGACCACCUGGUCACGUCUUCUUUCAUUUUGUCUCCUUUUACAAAACACUUGCUCACGCAACCCAUAACAAGUGGGAAUGUCCCCUUUCCACGUGAUGCCGAGACUUUUGUGAAGGUCCUUCAAUCCAUGGUGCUGAAAGCUGUGCUUCCAGUUUGGUCACACCCACAAUUUAUUGAUUGCAGUCAUGAUUUCAUUACUACUGUGAUUUCUAUCAUUAGGCACGUUUACUCGGGGGUUGAAGUGAAAAAUGUUAAUAGCAACAGUAGUGCUCGUAUUGCUGCCCCUCCUCCAAAUGAGACAGCUAUUUCAACAAUUGUGGAGAUGGGCUUUUCUAGGCCCAGGGCAGAAGAAGCUCUGAGACAAGUUGGAUCAAAUAGCGUGGAGUUGGCAAUGGAGUGGUUAUUCUCCCAUCCGGAGGACACUCAGGAAGAUGAUGAACUUGCCCGUGCACUCGCGAUGUCUCUUGGGAACUCUGAAUCAGAAAAUAAGGAAGCUGGCGCAAAUGACAACGUUAAGCAGCUAGAAGAAGAGAUGGUUCAGCUUCCUCCCAUUGAAGAAUUAUUAUCUACAUGCGCAAAGCUUUUGCAAAUGAAAGAACCUCUUGCUUUUCCAGUUCGAGAUCUGCUGGCAAUGAUGUGUUCCCAAAACGAUGGUCAAUAUAGGUCUAAUAUCAUGACCUUUAUUGUUGACAGAGUAAAAGAGUGUAGUCUGGUUGCUGAUGGGGGAAAUGUUCCCAUGCUAUCUGCUCUUUUUCAUGUUCUUGCUUUAAUUUUUCAAGAUGAUGCAGUGGCACGUGAAGUUGCUUCAAAUAGUGGUCUGGUUAGAGUUGCCUCAGAUCUGCUUUCUAAAUGGGAGUCUAGUUCUGGUUUAGUUGACAGGGAGAAAUGUCAAGUACCAAAGUGGGUCACAACAGCUUUUCUUGCUAUUGAUCGGCUCUUGCAGGUGGAUCAAAAACUGAAUUCUGAAAUUGCAGAGCAGUUGAAAAAGGACAGUAUUAGUGGUCAGCAGGGCUCCAUAAGCAUUGAUGAGGAUAAGCAAAAUAGGUUGCAGUCUGUGUUGGGGCUGUCUUUGAAACAUAUAGACUUAAAGGACCAGAAAAGACUGAUUGAGAUUGCAUGUUCUUGUAUCAAGAGCCAGCUUCCAUCUGAAACAAUGCAUGCCGUUUUGCAACUAUGCUCUACUCUCACCAGAGCACAUUCUGUUGCUGUUAGUUUUCUUGAUGCUGGGGGUUUAAGUUUACUGCUUACUUUGCCGACAAGUAGCCUCUUUCCUGGGUUUGACAAUGUUGCUGCCACGAUUAUACGUCAUGUCCUGGAAGAUCCUCAAACGCUUCAGCAGGCAAUGGAAUUUGAGAUAAGGCACAGCCUUGUUGCUGCUGCUAACAGACAUUCAAAUGGAAGAGUUUCUCCCCGAAACUUUCUAUCAAGUUUAAGCUCUGCGAUUUCCCGCGAUCCAGUGAUUUUUAUGAGGGCUGCUCAGUCUGUUUGCCAAAUUGAAAUGGUUGGUGAAAGGCCCUACAUUGUCUUGCUGAAGGAUCGUGAGAAAGAUAAAAGCAAAGAGAAGGAGAAAGACAAACAAUCAAGUGAUGGGAAAAAUGCUUUGGGUAAUAUUAAUCCAGCGACUUCUGGGAAUGGGCAUGGCAAAGUUAAUGAUUCAAAUCCAAAAAGUGCCAAAGCUCAUCGAAAAUACCCUCAGAGUUUUGUCACUGUUAUUGAGCUUCUUUUGGAUUCUGUCUGUGCCUAUAUACCUCCCCUGAAAGAUGAUGUUGCCUCAGAUGUGCCGCUUGGUACCCCAUCGUCAACAGACAUGGAGAUUGAUGUUGCUGCUGUUAAAGGAAAGGGAAAAGCCGUUGUCACUACAUCUGAAGAUAACAAAACCAGUAACCAGGAAGCUUCUGCAUCUCUUGCGAAGGUUGUAUUUAUUCUUAAGCUUCUGACAGAGAUUCUAUUGAUGUACGCUUCCUCUGCUCAUGUUUUGCUUCGAAGAGAUGACUGUCAUCAAAAGGGUAUUACUGCUGUGAACAGUGGUGGAAUAUUUCAUCACAUUCUUCAUAAAUUCCUUACAUAUUCUAGAAGUGCAAAAAAGGAAAAGAGAACAGAUGGUGAUUGGAGGCACAAAUUAGCAAGCAGGGCUAGCCAAUUUUUGGUUGCAUCUUGUGUUCGUUCUUCAGAAGCAAGGAGAAGAGUUUUUACUGAGAUCAGUUUCAUUUUUAAUGACUUUGUUGACUCAGGUAAUGGUCCUCGGCAACCCAAAAAUGAUACACAAGCAUUUAUUGAUCUGCUUAAUGAUGUUCUAGCUGCUCGCACGCCUACUGGCUCAUACAUCUCAGCGGAAGCUGCUGCCACCUUUAUAGAUGUUGGUCUGGUUGGUUCACUGACUCGAACUCUGCAAGUGUUGGACCUGGACCAUGCCGAUGCACCUAAAGUUGUUACGGGUCUUAUCAAGGCUUUAGAGUUGGUAAGUAAAGAACAUGUCCAUUCUGCCGAUUCCAACACAGGGAAGGGUGACCUUUCCACCAAACAUACUGAUCAAAGUCAACAUGGGAGGGCAGACAAUGUUGGUGACACCUCCCAAUCAAUGGGUGCAGUGUCCCAAUCCCUUCACGAUUCUGUGCCACCGGAGCACAUUGAGACUUAUAAUACUGUGCAAUCCUUUGCUGGCUCUGAGGCUGUGACAGAUGAUAUGGAACAUGACCAAGAUCUAGAUGGUGGUUUUGCUCCUGCUACUGAAGAUGAUUAUAUGCACGAAACUUCUGAGGAUACUCGGGGUCUUGAAAAUGGCAUUGAUGCAAUGGGCAUGCCAUUCGAAAUUCAACCUCAUGUGCAAGAAAAUCUUGACGAGGAUGAUGAGGAUGACGAUGAAGAUGAUGAAGAGAUGUCUGGGGAUGAUGGAGAUGAAGUAGAUGAAGAUGAAGAUGAGGAUGAUGAGGAGCAUAAUGAUAUGGAAGAUGAAGCCCAUCACCUGACUCACCCCGAUACCGAUCAAGAUGAUCAUGAGAUUGAUGAUGAGGAAUUUGAUGAGGAAGUAUUGGAAGAAGAUGAUGAAGAUGAUGAGGACGAUGAAGAUGGAGUUAUAUUGCGGCUGGAGGAGGGCAUCAAUGGGAUUAAUGUAUUUGACCAUAUUGAGGUUUUCAGUAGAGAUCACAAUUUCCCCAAUGAAGCGCUCCAUGUGAUGCCUGUGGAAGUUUUUGGCUCCAGACGUCAAGGGCGCACUACUUCCAUUUACAGUCUCUUGGGCAGAACUGGUGAGAGUGCUGCUCCAUCACGGCACCCUCUUUUGGUGGGACCUUCACUCCACCCAGCCCCUCCAGGGCAAUCAGAGAAUGUUCGUGAUAUUCCCUUACCAGAUAGGAAUUCAGAGAACACCUCAUCACGCCUUGAUGCCGUUUUCCGAUCACUGAGAAAUGGGCGUCAUGGACACCGCUUGAACUUGUGGAUAGAUGAUAACCAGCAAGGUGGUGGAUCAAAUGCAGGUGUAGUACCUCAAGGCCUUGAGGAGUUACUUGUUUCCCAGUUGAGGCGACCAACCCCUGAAAAGACCUCGGAUCAGGACACAGCAGCAGUGCCUGAAGACAAAGCUGAAGUUCAGUUACAAGAAUCAGAAGGAGGGCCAAGGCCUGACGUCUCUGUUGAGAACAAUGUAAAUGCUGAAAGUAGAAAUGUGCCUGCUCCAACGGAUGCUAUUGAUACAUCAGGAAGUGCUGAUGUGAGACCUGCAGAAACUGGAUCUCUACAGACGGCUGAUGUAGCAAGCACUCAUUCACAAUCAGUUGAGAUGCAAUUUGAACAUAAUGAUUCAGCUGUGCGGGAUGUAGAAGCUAUUAGCCAAGAAAGUGGUGGAAGUGGAGCAACUUUAGGGGAGAGCCUUCGUAGCCUUGAUGUGGAAAUUGGAAGUGCCGAUGGCCAUGAUGAUGGCGGAGAGAGGCAAGGUUCUACAGACAGGAUGCCAUUGGGUGAUUCACAUUCAGCUCGCACAAGAAGAACAAAUGUGUCUUUUGGAAACUCGACUGCCAGUGCAAGAGACGUGGCCCUUCAUAGUGUAACUGAAGUCUCAGAAAAUUCCAGCCGAGAAGCUGAGCAGGAUGGUCCAGCGACAGAGCAACAAAUGAACAGUGAUGCUGGUUCUGGAGCCAUUGAUCCUGCAUUCUUGGAUGCCCUUCCUGAGGAGUUGCGAGCUGAAGUUCUUUCCGCUCAGCAGAGUCAGGCAGCUCCUCCUUCAAAUGCUGAACCACAGAAUGCUGGAGAUAUUGAUCCAGAAUUCCUUGCAGCCCUUCCCCCGGAUAUCCGAGCAGAAGUUCUAGCACAACAGCAAGCUCAAAGGUUACAUCAAUCCCAAGAACUGGAAGGUCAACCAGUUGAAAUGGACACAGUCUCUAUCAUUGCAACAUUUCCUUCAGAGUUACGUGAGGAGGUGCUUCUAACUUCAUCUGAUGCGAUACUUGCCAACCUCACGCCGGCUCUAAUUGCAGAGGCAAACAUGUUGCGUGAAAGAUUCGCUCAUCGUUACAAUCGUACCUUAUUUGGUGUAUACCCUAGAAAUCGUAGAGGCGAGACUUCUAGACGAGGUGAUGGUAUUGGAUCUAGCCUGGAAAGAGUUGGGGGCAUUGGGUCCCGUAGGUCCACAGGAGCUAAGGUAGUUGAAGCUGAUGGAAUUCCUUUAGUUGAUACAGAGGCUCUCCAUGCAAUGAUUCGGCUACUUCGCAUCGUUCAGCCAUUAUACAAAGGCCAGCUGCAAAGGCUUCUGUUAAAUUUAUGUGCUCAUGGUGAAACGAGAACUUCGCUUGUGAAAAUUCUCAUGGACUUGCUAAUCUUUGGUACAAGGAAGCCUGCGAGUCUUUCAUCUGAUUCUGAGCCGCCAUAUCGGCUUUAUGCGUGCCAGACAAAUGUGAUGUAUUCACGUCCUCAGUUCUUUGAUGGAGUUCCUCCUUUGGUGUCUCGGCGUGUGCUAGAAACUCUGACCUAUUUGGCUCGAAACCAUCCGUAUGUGGCAAAGAUUUUGCUUCAACUACGGCUGCCUCUCUCUGUCCAGCAAGAACCUAAGGACAGUGUUGAUAAGAGAUCUGGCAAAGCUGUGACGAUUGUUGAAGAGAAUGGGCAGAAUAAGACUGAGAAUCAGGAAGGAUAUAUAUCCACAGUGUUGCUUUUGAGCCUUUUGAAUCAGCCCCUUUAUUUGAGGAGUAUAUCACACCUAGAACAGUUGCUGAACUUAUUGGAGGUCAUCAUUGAUAACGCUGAAAGCAAGUCAAGUUCAUCUGUAAAAUCUGGAUCUUCAUCUUCUGAACAUGCAUCUGGUCCUCAGCUUUUGACUUCAGAUACUGAGAUGAAUACAGAAUCUGGUGGUACUUCUACUGGAGCUGGUGCAUCAAGUAAGGUCAUCGAUUCUUCCAAACCCUCAACUUCUGGGGCAGAGAAUGAAUGUGAUGGUCAAACUGUUCUACUCAACCUGCCACAACCAGAGCUUCGGCUUCUUUGCUCUUUGCUUGCACGAGAAGGAUUGUCAGAUAAUGCAUACGCUCUUGUAGCUGAGGUGAUGAAGAAGUUGGUGGCAAUUGCUCCCACUCACUGUAACCUGUUUAUUACUGAGCUAUCAGAAGCCGUUCAGAAAUUGACCAAAUCUGCUAUGGAUGAGUUGCGGUUGUUUGGUGAAACAGUGAAAGCACUCCUCAGUACCACAUCUUCUGAUGGAGCUGCCAUUUUAAGAGUUUUGCAGGCAUUGAGCUCUCUUGUCUCCUCUUUGAGUGAUAAAGAGAAAGAUCCCCAGGCCAUACCUGAAAAGGAGCAUGGCGCUCCUCUUUCUCAGGUGUGGGACAUAAAUACAGCUUUGGAGCCUUUGUGGCUGGAGUUAAGCACUUGCAUAAGCAAAAUAGAGAGCUAUUCAGAUUCUGCCCCGGAUGCGUCGACUUCUUAUAGAACAUCAACAUCUAAACCAUCAGGUGCAACCGCUCCUCUGCCUGCUGGAACUCAUAACAUCUUGCCAUAUAUAGAAUCUUUCUUUGUGGUGUGUGAGAAGUUACAUCCUGCACUGCCGGGUCCUGGUCAUGAUUUCAGUAUUUCUGUGGUUUCUGAGAUUGAAGAUGCCACCACAUCAACUGGACAGAAGGCCUCGGGUGCUGCUGUGAAAUCUGAUGAAAAACACGUUGCUUUUGUGAAGUUCUCAGAGAAGCACAGAAAACUGCUUAAUGCUUUCAUUCGGCAGAAUCCUGGUUUGCUAGAAAAAUCUUUCUCCCUACUGCUGAAGGUUCCGCGCUUUAUUGAUUUUGACAAUAAGCGUUCUCACUUUAGAUCGAAAAUAAAGCACCAGCAUGAUCAUCAUCACAGUCCUUUGAGAAUCUCAGUAAGAAGAGCUUAUAUUCUUGAAGAUUCAUACAACCAGUUGCGCAUGCGAUCGACACAAGAUUUGAAGGGUAGGUUGACGGUUCACUUUCAAGGAGAGGAAGGUAUCGAUGCUGGGGGACUUACCAGGGAAUGGUAUCAGCUGUUGUCGCGAGUUAUUUUUGACAAGGGUGCCCUGCUAUUUACAACAGUGGGCAAUGAAUCCACGUUUCAGCCCAACCCCAACUCUGUCUACCAAACAGAGCAUCUUUCAUAUUUCAAGUUUGUUGGACGAGUGGUUGGAAAAGCUCUUUUUGAUGGGCAGCUCUUGGAUGUCCAUUUUACUCGAUCUUUCUACAAGCAUAUUUUGGGGGCUAAGGUCACUUAUCAUGACAUUGAAGCCAUUGAUCCUGAUUACUUUAAAAACCUCAAAUGGAUGCUUGAGAAUGAUAUCAGUGAUGUUCUGGACCUUACUUUCAGCAUUGAUGCUGACGAGGAAAAGCUGAUUUUGUAUGAAAGGACAGAAGUCACGGACUAUGAAUUGAUUCCUGGUGGACGGAAUAUUAAAGUGACUGAAGAUAAUAAGCACCAAUAUGUUGAUUUAGUUGCUGAGCAUAGGUUGACAACAGCUAUUCGUCCUCAAAUAAAUGCUUUUCUGGAAGGAUUCACUGAAUUAAUUCCCCGCGAACUUGUGUCUAUUUUCAAUGACAAGGAGUUGGAACUAUUGAUUAGUGGGCUUCCAGAUAUUGACUUGGAUGAUAUGAGGGCAAAUACUGAAUAUUCUGGAUAUAGUGCGGCAUCUCCUGUUAUACAGUGGUUUUGGGAGGUUGUCCAAAGUUUUAGCAAGGAGGAUAAGGCUCGUCUGUUGCAGUUUGUGACUGGCACCUCAAAGGUGCCUUUGGAAGGUUUUAGUGCACUUCAAGGCAUUUCAGGCUCGCAAAAAUUCCAGAUACACAAAGCAUAUGGCAGUCCUGAUCACUUGCCAUCUGCGCAUACUUGUUUCAAUCAGUUGGAUCUUCCAGAGUAUCCUUCUAAACAACAUCUGGAGGAGAGGUUGCUUCUUGCGAUUCACGAGGCCAACGAAGGGUUCGGAUUUGGCUGAUUAAAUUAUAACGGGAUUUUUUGGGGGAGGUUUAUCAAAAGUGGUUGAUUAUGUAGAUACUAUAUAGAUUAUGCUUAAAAUGUUAAUGGGAAUUGGGUAGAAUAGGUGGGCAUAUAAGAUAUUUUUAAGUUUUGAGUUAAUACAUGUUUAUAAACUGUACAGUCGUCUGUCUAUUGCCAAUGGAAAUGCGUCUGGCAGUUUUUUUAAUUUGCCAAUC